AUGGGUGCCAGCAGCCGCGUCUUCGUCGACGUGAACAUACAGCGGCUCCACGAUGACUUCGCGCCCGACGACCCCGGGCUUCUCCGCUGCGUCUGCCUCGGCUCCGUCAUGUGUCUGCUCCGUGCCACCCCACUCGGUGGCUACGAUGGCUCCCUUGACGACGACCCGGAGUCCGGCGUCACCCACUUUGAUGCGCUGCUCGACCGAGCCGUCGGUCGCAAUGGCCAGGCACCCGCCACAGCUACGCUCUGCGUCGAUACUGUAGGCGCUGCAGGUGGUGGGCUGCUGGCUUGGUGA
This is a messenger RNA of Miscanthus lutarioriparius, 297 nucleotides long. Lineage: Eukaryota; Viridiplantae; Streptophyta; Magnoliopsida; Poales; Poaceae. The record is from the annotation of a GenBank genome assembly.